AUGAAGGAAUCCGAAGGUAUGUGGUGGACACUCGCUGCGAUAGCGCUGGCAACAAUCGCAAUCUACUUUGUGACCCAGUUUCGUGCCAAGAAGAAGUUGCCCUCGAACACGAUCCUUCCUCCCCACGUGUGGUCUUGGAUUCCCUACGUGGGCUCUGCCUUGGAAAUGGGAAACGGCGUCGUUUCGUUCAUCCGUUCCCAUGGAAAACGGUUGCAGAGUCCCAUAUUCACAGCCACGGUAUUGGGUGAAAAGUACGUCUUUAUUGCAGACCCGGAACUCUUGACCAUGGUGUUCAAAUCCAAGUACUCCAAGUACUUGGAUUCGUGGUCUCUUUCCAAGACUUUCAUGAUCCGUGUGGUGGGGGUCGAACCGCACGAAGAGGAAAGCAUGUUUGGAGAUCGCACCUUCCUAAAAAUGACCAUGAGACAGAUGCAUCAUUACCUCAUGAAACCGGAACAAUUGGAGAUUGCCCUACAGCGGGUGCAAGGUUUCUUCCGGAACAAUCUACCACAACUAGUAGUAGCCACAUCGAUAUCCGACACUACUACUACUUGGGUCUCUCAUGAUGCCAUGUUCUCCAUGGUGGUCCAAUCGGUGUUCAAAGCUACGGUGGGACCCAUCAUCAGUGAUUGCUUGAUUCAAGAUGAUUCUUAUUGUGAAGCUUUUCGCCAAUUUGACAAGGGCGUCAUUCCGCUCUUCAACAAGGCACCCUCUUUCCUGACCCGUAAAGCACGUCAAGCACGGGCCUACUUAUUGGAGACGUUGCAAUCCCAGGAGUUCUUGGAACAAGCUUCCCCCAUUGUCAAGACACGGCAGGAAACCAUCAAAAACUUGUCUCCAGCAGCCUUGAGCAAGACCACGUUGGCACUUAUUUUUGGAGCCGUGGGGAAUUCUGCCCCCGCUUUGUUUUGGUGCCUCUUACACCUCCUUCACAAUCCAGCAGCCUGGGAAGCCUGUCGGGCACAAGUGGAAUCGAUUCUUGCGAAGCGGCAACAGGACAAGGACGACAUUACAUUCACAAUGGCCGACCUGGACCAAAUGACAUUGCUCGAAUCUGCCUUUUGGGAAACGUUACGGUUGUAUCAAGGCAAUUUUACGGCACGACGCGUCACGGAGGAUUUUGUCAUGGAGACUAGCCAACAAAACUAUCUCCUUGAAAAGGGCACCCAGCUCAUGCCAUUUUGGGCCGUCCUGCACCACGAUCCCGCGGUAUUCCCAAAUCCCAUGCAGUUCCAAUACGAUCGCUUUGUCGGCGCCAACAACAAGCCUGUAUUUACCUUUGCAAGCGGAGCCACGGUGAACUACUGGCCUGUGGUGGCAUUUGGUGGUGGAGAGCACUAUUGUGCCGGACGCAAAUUCAUCGCAUACGAAGCUCGGUUGUAUCUGGCAAUGCUCAUGUUGAAUUUUGACAUGCGACUGGCCGAGGGAGAAACCAUUCCAGGAAUUGAUCGCAGCAACAUUGGAGUGGGAGUCUGUCAUCCAGACAGAGAAGUCAAGGUGGAGAUUCGAAGGAGAGUCAAGGAUUUACACAGCUGA
Molecule: messenger RNA, 1536 nt
Organism: Seminavis robusta
Lineage: Eukaryota; Bacillariophyta; Bacillariophyceae; Naviculales; Naviculaceae
Source: the annotation of a GenBank genome assembly